AUGGUAGGAAUGGUGGUGACAAUCUCACCAAGCUUCAACUUGUACAAGAUGGUGGUCUUACCGGCGGCAUCCAAACCAACCAUCAAUAUUCUCAUUUCCUUCUGGCCGAAGAAGUUGAACAAUUUAGAGAUAGACAAACCCAUUGCGACGCGAUUUCAGGUGCUAACAAAAGAGAAACAGAGGUGA
Messenger RNA from Australozyma saopauloensis, 186 nucleotides. RefSeq lists its product as uncharacterized. The record is from RefSeq and is a predicted model, not a curated record. Bases 1 to 186 code for a protein of 61 amino acids. The transcript has a single exon. Lineage: Eukaryota; Fungi; Ascomycota; Pichiomycetes; Serinales; Metschnikowiaceae.